Molecule: messenger RNA, 1152 nt
Organism: Sycon ciliatum
Lineage: Eukaryota; Metazoa; Porifera; Calcarea; Leucosolenida; Sycettidae
Exons: 1
Source: RefSeq, a predicted model, not a curated record
AGUAGUAGUAGUAGUAGUAGUAGUAGUAGUAGUAGUAGUAGUAGUAGUAGUAGUAGUAGUAGUAGUAGUAGUAGUAGUAGUAGUAGUAGUAGUAGUAGUAGUAGUAGUAGUAGUAGUAGUAGUAGUAGUAGUAGUAGUAGUAGUAGUAGUAGUAGUAGUAGUAGUAGUAGUAGUAGUAGUAGUAGUAGUAGUAGUAGUAGUAGUAGUAGUAGUAGUAGUAGUAGUAGUAGUAGUAGUAGUAGUAGUAGUAGUAGUAGUAGUAGUAGUAGUAGUAGUAGUAGUAGUAGUAGUAGUAGUAGUAGUAGUAGUAGUAGUAGUAGUAGUAGUAGUAGUAGUAGUAGUAGUAGUAGUAGUAGUAGUAGUAGUAGUAGUAGUAGUAGUAGUAGUAGUAGUAGUAGUAGUAGUAGUAGUAGUAGUAGUAGUAGUAGUAGUAGUAGUAGUAGUAGUAGUAGUAGUAGUAGUAGUAGUAGUAGUAGUAGUAGUAGUAGUAGUAGUAGUAGUAGUAGUAGUAGUAGUAGUAGUAGUAGUAGUAGUAGUAGUAGUAGUAGUAGUAGUAGUAGUAGUAGUAGUAGUAGUAGUAGUAGUAGUAGUAGUAGUAGUAGUAGUAGUAGUAGUAGUAGUAGUAGUAGUAGUAGUAGUAGUAGUAGUAGUAGUAGUAGUAGUAGUAGUAGUAGUAGUAGUAGUAGUAGUAGUAGUAGUAGUAGUAGUAGUAGUAGUAGUAGUAGUAGUAGUAGUAGUAGUAGUAGUAGUAGUAGUAGUAGUAGUAGUAGUAGUAGUAGUAGUAGUAGUAGUAGUAGUAGUAGUAGUAGUAGUAGUAGUAGUAGUAGUAGUAGUAGUAGUAGUAGUAGUAGUAGUAGUAGUAGUAGUAGUAGUAGUAGUAGUAGUAGUAGUAGUAGUAGUAGUAGUAGUAGUAGUAGUAGUAGUAGUAGUAGUAGUAGUAGUAGUAGUAGUAGUAGUAGUAGUAGUAGUAGUAGUAGUAGUAGUAGUAGUAGUAGUAGUAGUAGUAGUAGUAGUAGUAGUAGUAGUAGUAGUAGUAGUAGUAGUAGUAGUAGUAGUAGUAGUAGUAGUAGUAGUAGUAGUAGUAGUAGUAGUAGUAGUAGUAGUAGUAGUAGUAGUAGUAGUAGUAGUAGUAGUAGUAGUAGUAGUAGUAGU